GCAUACAUAAUAUUAAUAUUACUCCAAAAGCAAUCCGCUGACAAAUAGCAGCUCUCAUGACGGUCACGAGUUUAGUAAGUAACGCAAUCUGUUUAAACUUUCUUUGUUGGCUGUCGCUCUCAUUCGAUCCACAAAAUGGCACGAAGACGCUUAGAAGGGAAAGAAAUCCUAGUUACUGCCGCAGCACAAGGCAUCGGCCGUGCUGUCGCCGAAGCAUUCGCCGAGGAAGGAGCCAAAGUUUUAGCCACCGACAUCAAUGGCGAGAAACUCGCCGAGCUCGACUCCAUCAAAGGAAUACGAACCAGGAUCCUUAAUGUAACAGACUACGAUGCGAUAAAAGCCCUCGCCAAAGAAUUCUCAAAGCUCGACGUGCUUUUCAACUGUGCAGGCAUCGUGCACGAUGGAACAAUCCUAGACUGCGAGGAGAAAGAUUGGGACCUCUCGUUCGAUAUCAAUAUUAAGAGCAUGUAUCGAAUAACAAGGCAAUUUCUUCCGAUCAUGUUAGCACAAGGUGGAGGGGUCAUCAUAAACAUGGCGUCUGUGGCUUCAAGCAUCAGGGGGGUACCCAACCGUUUCGUUUACAGCACAACAAAGGGUGCGGUGAUCGGCUUCACAAAAUCUAUCGCGUCCGACUUCGUUACUCAGGGAAUUCGGACCCAUGUCAUUUGCCCGGCCACGGUGGACACCCCAUCUUUGCGGGAACGAAUUAACAGUGCCCCAGAUCCUGAAGAAGCUAUGAAGAAAUUCCUUGCCCGCCAGAAGCAAGGGCGUCUUGGAACACCUGAAGAAAUCGCCAAGCUGGCCGUGUUCCUGGCGUCAGAUGAGGCACCUUACAUGACGGGGUGCGAGCACAUCAUUGAUGGGGGAUGGAUGCUGGCUUAGAUGGUCACUCUUAAAAUAUAAUACUGCGGGCUCAAGUCUUCUAUAAUAAUGACCAAGUUCGAGGUCAGUAGAAGCCAAUGACCAGCAGUCUAAAUGCCCCUUUUAUAAAUUAACAAAUAGGCAAUUAACUACAGUGUAGCCAUUGUUUGCAGAGUUUCUCUUCUUAAUUUUUGCUAAACAUAAUUCAAGGUUGUCAUUAAGUUUUAAUUCACCUGUAUCCUAGCUUGAUCCUCAAAUUUAAUUCACACCGAACUCAUGCGGUGAAGUUGUGCCAAGUCUAACCCAUAACAAACUAAGUUGUUACUUUAUGGGUGAAUCAACAACAGGUAAGUUCACUCACAGCAUCAAGGGCCAUCGUGCAUACGCAGGUGUAACAGGUGUUACAGGUUAUGACCCUCGUGGUCCUUUAUUGACAGCCCUGAUAUUAAUAUGACAAUUCUACUAUGUCAGGGCUUAAUCAAUAAGGGCCGUAAAUUGUAACACCUGUUACGGCUGAGUGUGCUUGAUUUUCCUUAGAUGCUACAGGUGAAAUUGCCUGUUGUUGAUAGAAUUCAACCACAGAGUAAAAAGUUUGCUACAGGUGUGGAGAAUGAGGCUACAGGUGACUCGAAACUUAAUGACAGCCCUGCAAGUGAUUCAUACAUUAAGUAAUUAUAUAAACUUAAUUGUGUAAUUCAGUCUGACCAAAGAGGCUGCAAAGUUGGCAGGAAUAGGUUGAGUUACUGAUAGUCUCUGCAUUUGGCUCAAUAAUGGCACUCAGAGUUAAUAAUUAUUAGUUAUGGAAAAAAACACUCAAGCAAAUUAAGAACUGGGCUAUUAAUAAUAAUAUUAUUGUUUCUUGCUAACCUUUCAACUUUCGCUGAAAUAAAAUUCCAGGUAACUUGAUUAGGGUAAAAAUAUUGUAUUGGUGAAAUUUUAUUUUGUGAUCUGAAGUGAAUAAACAAGCAAAGACAUUAUUAUACUCAUGCUCUGACUGGGUGACUGCAUGUUUUAAUUUAAUACCUCAUAACACACUUCUCUCCAUGAUAUCAUAAAGGAAGUAUAAGGCUGGUUUACAUUAUUUUUACACAGCCAGUAAUGGUUGUUCAAGUCUUCAAUUAUACUUAGGUGAUUCUGGGCAACUCCGUAAGAUACUGUGACACUCAAAUUUGGAAUCAGGAGAAUUGAGUUGGGAAGGGACAGUGCAUGUGAUCCUUCUUAUGAGUCUGGUCACUCAUAGACCAUCAACCCUGACUUGCCUGCAAUGGCUUGGCUGCAUGCAAUCAGUCUUUUCAGUCCACACAUUUUGUCUGCGUUUUAAACUCUGGUAAAACAUGAUUUGUUAGCCUAUCAGAGUAUACACCAAGCUUUUAACAGGAUUGUAGCUAGCUUACAUUACAACAGUUAACAAUGACACUAUAUUUUGAAUUAAAGUUAUGAAAUGUUUGCAACCUUGUAA
This is a messenger RNA of Orbicella faveolata, 2320 nucleotides long. RefSeq names its product dehydrogenase/reductase SDR family member 6-like. NCBI's taxonomy places the organism in Eukaryota, Metazoa, Cnidaria, Anthozoa, Scleractinia, Merulinidae. The record is from RefSeq and is a predicted model, not a curated record. Gene Ontology annotation, cellular component: cytoplasm. Gene Ontology annotation, molecular function: oxidoreductase activity, acting on the CH-OH group of donors, NAD or NADP as acceptor.